Messenger RNA from Melospiza georgiana, 792 nucleotides. Its product is annotated as carbonic anhydrase 3-like. Gene Ontology annotation, molecular function: zinc ion binding; carbonate dehydratase activity. The transcript has 7 exons. The record is from RefSeq and is a predicted model, not a curated record. The coding region runs from base 1 to 792 and encodes 263 amino acids. Gene Ontology annotation, cellular component: cytoplasm. NCBI's taxonomy places the organism in Eukaryota, Metazoa, Chordata, Aves, Passeriformes, Passerellidae.
AUGGCCCAGUCCGUGUGGGGCUACGACAGCGACAACGGACCCGAGCGCUGGCACGAAAACUACCCCCUGGCCAAGGGCGACAAGCAGUCGCCCAUUGAGAUCAACAGCAAGGAUGUGCAGCACGACUCCUCUCUCUCCUCCUGGCACGCCAGCUAUGACCCCGGGGCUGCGAAAACCAUCCUGAACAACGGGCGCACCUGCCGCGUCGUCUUCGACGACACUUUUGAUCGAUCAGUGCUGAGGGGGGGCCCGCUGAGCGGCGCCUACCGCCUGCGCCAGCUGCACCUGCACUGGGGCUCCUGCGACCAGCACGGCUCCGAGCACGUCAUCGACGGCGUCAAGUACGCGGCAGAGUUACAUAUGGUGCACUGGAACCCAAAACACGGUAAUUUUGCUGGAGCUUUAAAACAACCUGAUGGUGUAGCUGUUGUGGGAAUUUUUCUGAAAGUAAGUAGCAAAUAUUCAGUCUUUGUAAUUUUUUUAAUUCUUGAAGAAAUUGAAAACAUUAAGACUAAGGGAAAGGAGGCUCCUUUUCUGCACUUUGAUCCUUCAAUUCUUUUCCCCAAAUCUCGUGACUACUGGACCUACCAUGGUUCAUUCACCACACCCCCCUGUGAGGAGUGCAUCACUUGGAUUCUCCUGCGGGAGCCAAUUGAAGUCAGCGCAGACCAGAUGGCAAAGCUCCGUAGCCUUUCCAAGAACUCUGAGAAUGAACCUGUGAGCCCUCUUGUUGACAACUGGCGCCCACCGCAGCCCCUGAAGGGCAGGAUAGUGAGAGCCUCGUUCAAGUGA